UUCCUCGCUCCGUUCGAGUGAAGAAGAGUCAGAAUUAGCAUCCCGUCCAUCCUGCCUGUUAGAAUCGCGGAGAAAACGGCUUUUACGGACAGAAACGGGGUUAGGUUUUGGUGACAAUAAUUUCUCGGACUCCCGGAAGAGCCGCCAUGUCUGCUCCUAAAAAAGGAGACCUGUCUGCGCGGGAAAAGGAGCUGUUUGAGGUGAUCAGCGCCGGAAACGUUCAGGAGGCCUCCAGGCUGCUGGGCUGUAAGGACGUCCGGGUCAACUGUCUGGAUGAGUACGGGAUGACGCCGCUCAUGCACGCCGCCUACAAAGGCAAGGCGGACAUGUGCCGGCUGCUGCUGCAGCACGGCGCCGACGUGAACUGUAACCAGCACGAGCACGGCUACACGGCGCUGAUGUUCGCCGGCCUGUCAGGGAAGACCGACAUCACCUGGAUGAUGCUGGACGCCGGCGCCGAAACAGACGUGACCAACUCCGUGGGGCGGACGGCGGCGCAGAUGGCGGCUUUUGUCGGCCAGCACGACUGCGUCACCGUCAUCAACAACUUCUUCUCGCGCGCCCGGCUGGACUAUUACACCAAAGCGCAGGGUCUGGAGAAGGAGCCCAAACUGCCGUCCAAACUGGCCGGGCCGCUCCACAAGAUCAUCAUGAGCACCAACCUGAACCCCGUCAGGAUGGUCCUGCUGGUGAAGGAGAACCCGCUGCUGGCGGAGGCGGAGCCUCUGGACAAGUGCCGGCGGGUGAUGGAGCUGAUCUGUGAGAAGUGCAUCAAGCAGCAGGACAUGAACGAGGUCCUGGCCAUGAAGAUGCACUUCAUCAGCUGCGUGCUGGGGAAGUGCGCCUCCUUCCUGAAGGAGCGCGAGGACGGGCUGGACGGGCUGGUCAGGAGUCUGCUGAAAGGCCGGGACGCCGACGGCUUCCCCGUCUACCAGGAGAAGUUCGUGCGGGAGUGUAUCCGGAAGUUUCCGUACUGCGACGCCACGCUGCUGCAGCAGCUGGUGAGGAGCAUCGCCCCCGUGGAGAUCGGCAACGACCCCACGGCGCUGUCGGUGCUGACUCAGGCCAUCACGGGCCAGGUCGGCUUCAUGGACGCCGAGUUCUGCACCACCUGCGGCGAGAAGGGAGCCCAGAAGAGGUGCUCCAUCUGUAAAACGGUGAUCUACUGCGGCCAAACCUGCCAGAAGAUGCACUGGUUCACCCACAAGAAGGUCUGUAAGAAGCUGCAGGAGCAGCGAGAGAAACAGGAAGCUGAAGCAGCCAAACUGAGGAUGCAGCAGAGCAAAGAGGAGAGCCGAGCCGCUCAGGAAGCUGCCGACUCCAUGCAGCAGCUCUCCGUGGAGACCAGCGGCGAGGCUGCAGAAACGCCGGAGCCCGCCUCCGUCCCGGCAGACGACCACUGAGGAGAAUCCGGAGGUUUCCAGGAGGAAAACAGCCGCCGAGGGACCGGCGCUGCACGGCGCCUCGCCGCCGUCUGCUUUCCAAACGGUCCCUUCAUUCGUGUUCGUGGGACGUCCUCACUCUGAAGACGGAGUCGAACUGCCUUAAAACCGGAGCGAACUGCAGGAACCGGACGGCGAUGGGACAGACGUCUGAACGUGAGGGCGCCGUUCUACCACAGCGCUCAGGUUCUGGAGAACUGAUGUUUGUGACAGCUCCUCGCUGUGGCGCCGUAGGUCCACCUUCAUGCAGCACGAGCGAGAGGGAAGUCCAAACCUGUGGAGCGUUCUGUUCCUGUCAUCAGAAUAAAGACCAACUUCACCACCUGAA
Molecule: messenger RNA, 1770 nt
Organism: Oryzias melastigma (Indian medaka)
Lineage: Eukaryota; Metazoa; Chordata; Actinopteri; Beloniformes; Adrianichthyidae
Gene: ankmy2a
Product: ankyrin repeat and MYND domain containing 2a
Exons: 10
Coding region: 147-1403 (418 amino acids)
Molecular function (GO): protein binding
Source: RefSeq, a predicted model, not a curated record